Molecule: messenger RNA, 3834 nt
Organism: Tachysurus fulvidraco (yellow catfish)
Lineage: Eukaryota; Metazoa; Chordata; Actinopteri; Siluriformes; Bagridae
Gene: csgalnact1b
Product: chondroitin sulfate N-acetylgalactosaminyltransferase 1b
Exons: 15
Coding region: 208-2691 (827 amino acids)
Biological process (GO): gamete generation
Cellular component (GO): Golgi cisterna membrane
Molecular function (GO): acetylgalactosaminyltransferase activity
Source: RefSeq, a predicted model, not a curated record
GUAUUUUACCAAGGCAGCCCUAGACUUGACCCUUCCUAAAUCUUGGGGGGUAAAACAAGAUUAAUUCAAAUGCGCAUGCGCAUUAUCACACGCCGGGAAGCAUGGCGCUUGGUUUUAAACAGUGACUAUUUAAAUCCUGCAUUUAAAGACCGCAUCACCUCUCAGACACAAUCACUGAAAAGAAUUUGGUUUAGCAUCUCUGACUAAAUGCUUGGGACGGCAUCAGGUCCAUUCCGCUCCAGAGAAGCAGAUGGUGUAUCUGUGAGCAGGCUGAAAAUGAAGAAAAAAAGUUCACACAAACAUAAGCACAAGCACCGUGCGGGGUUAACUAAGUCAAUAAUUCCACCUGUGCGAAACAUUAUUGGCUGCAGGAUAAUGCACAAAUGGAAGGAGGAUUGUUCCAGUCCAGUAUCAUAUUGGACUGGGAAGGUGCUAGACCAAAUUCCAGUAAACCCUUCCCUCUAUCUUAUCAAGUAUGAUGGAUUUGAUUGUGUAUAUGGCCUGGAGAUUUUCAGAGAUGAGAGGGUUCAAGGUCUUGAGAUCUUGCCUGAUAGAAUCGCUCCAUAUCGAAUUAACGAUGCUCAUUUAGCUGAGAGGAUGUUGGGCCGAGCUGUGGAGCACCAGUUUGAGACAGAAGAUGGAUCAAAGAGUGGCUGGAAAGGGUUGGUGCUUGCCAGAGCUCCCAUCAUGCCCACAUGGUUUUUCAUUACCUAUGAGAAAGACCCAGUUCUAUACAUGUACCAACUUCUUGAGGACUAUAAAGAAGGUGACCUUCAAAUACUCCCAGACACAGUGAAUCAGAUUAGGAGAAACAUUCUGAGAAGUAGACAGCUUUUAGGACAGAAGUAUGAGACUGGUUGCUUUGUCUGGCUAGACACCUGCCAUCCAGACAAAGGAGUACACACAGACCCUGGUGUUUCACGGGGUAUAGUUUCUAGAGCUAAGACAAAGGAAGAACCCACUGAGGCUGGUGAAGAAAGUCUUGUUGGAAGGCAAGUGGAGUAUGAGAACGAGAAUGGCUCAAAGAGAACCGGCACGAUUAUUCAUCAGGUUCAGGCUAAGCCAUCCGUAUACUUUAUUAAAUUUGAUUAUGACUAUCACAUCUAUGUUUAUGACAUGGUUCAAAAAAGUGUAGACAUGCAGAAAAGAUGGUUUGUGGCCAUGGUGGCCCGAACAAAAAUUCUUAUUAUGGUUGCACUUUGUUUUACUCUAUUCCUAUUUAAACCAGCCUGCAGAUAUCCUAAAAAUCACAACAAACAAAUUUUGCCCAAAGUGACAACGGAUGAUAUGAAAUAUCAAGCUUUGCUGCAGGAACAUGAGGAGAAAUAUCAGCACUAUUCUACAAGGCUAAGAAAGCAGAUAUUCCAUUUGAAAUAUGCUCUCAGAGAGAAAAGACAUCUACAAAAGUCCAUGCAACAGGCUGCUAUAAUGCAUCCAGUGGAGCUGGAGGAAACACACACGAGUAACUCAGAACUUGAGGUGUUCUUUCACAAGCAGCUGCAUCGUAUGAAAAGUGAUGGGAGUGCAAAUAUACCAAAUGAGCAUGCUUUAGUGCCAUUUGAGAGUUUUACACUACACAGUGUCUAUCAGCUUGACCCUGGACUCACAAGGGAUCCUGUGCGAAAAACACUUCGAAAGGAUAUGGCUGGUGCAUUAGAAGCAGCUCUGCACAUCCUUAAUGGUCCUAAAGAUAAGGAUGACCCACAGUAUCGUAAGAUAUACUUACCACGUGAUUUCUUUGAGGGAAUUGUUCAUUCUGAGAGAGAUAAAGGAUCUCUAUAUGAUCUCUCAUUCAGAGACAAUUCUUCUCUGGACUUCAGGAGGCUGGAGCUCUUUCGGCCAUUUGCUCCUCUGCAAAAUGUGAAGGAAGAAGCAAUUGACACAUCCAGGAUGCUAAUAAAUAUUAUUGUGCUAUUGGCCAUGAGGGUUGACACAUUUCAACAAUUUAUGAACAAUUUUAGGGAAGUUUGUGUUGAGGAUGAACAAAUCCAUCUUACUGUUGUGUAUUUUGGAACAGAGAAGUUAAAGGAAGUAAGAAGAAUAAUAGACACCGUUGCAAGAAGAAUGAGAUCAAGGAACAUCACUCUUAUCCAUCUAAGUGAGAAGUUUUCCAGAGGACAGGCUUUGAAUAUGGGAGCUCGAGCUUGGAAGAAGAGCAACGUCCUCCUAUUUUUCUGUGAUGUUGAUGUCCACUUUACUGUUGAUUUCCUAAACUCCUGCCGCGUUAACGCCCAACCUGGUAAAAGAGUCUUCUACCCGAUACCUUUUAGUCAAUACAACCCAGAUGUAAUUUAUGGAGACCAUAUGCCUACACUUGAAAAACAGCAGAUAAUCAGUAAAAACACUGGAUUCUGGAGAGAUACUGGCUUUGGAAUAACAUGCCAGUAUUUGUCAGAUUUCAUCAACAUAGGAGGUUUUGAAGUAACAAUCAAAUCUUGGGGAAAAGAAGAUUUGCACCUCUACAGAAAAUACCUUCACAGCAAACUUAUGGUAGUGCGUGCACCUUCACGAGAAAUAUUCCAUAUGUGGCAUAAGACAACUUGUUCAGAAAACCUACCAACAGAAUCAUUUAAUGAGUGCAUACAGACUAGAGCCAUGAAUGAGGCCUCUCACAGUCAGAUGGGUAAAUUAUUCUUUCACCAACAAAUAGCCAAUCAUCUGCACAAAUACAAUCAAACAGAAAAUUCAUGAUAGUGUGGCUUUGCAUAUACAUGAGGAAAAUAUUUUAUGCCAUAAACACUUUAAUAAUGUGUUUAUUUGUAAUUUAUUUGUAUGCAAAUCUGUAUAAGAUUUUACAUAACUAGUGGAUUUAUACAAGAUACAGAUAAAAUCCAUAAUAUGACUAUGUUUUUAUAAUGCUCUAUAAUAUUCUCCUCUAUGCUAUAGCACUGAAGACAUUUGGGUUUGAGAUCAAAAGAACAUGAAUCAAAUUUCAGCUUGCAUUGAUCUAAUAUGAUGAAAAAACUAAUCAUCUAAAAAUUAGAACAUGACAACCCCCAAAAUUUUAAUGUGAGACUGGUUUCUUUGUGAAUUCCAGUCUGGCCUUCUGAUUUUUACUGCUAAUGAGUGUUUUACAUCUUGUGUUAUGGCUUUCUUUAUUUGUUCUCUUCGAAUGGUGGAUUAUGAUACCUUCACUGGUGGUGGAUAGAGCUGAUGUCACUGACCUUCUGGCUGAUGUCAAACUUUCACAAUAUUUCUUUCAUUAACUGCUGUUGAUAUCCUUGACUGAUCUGUUCGAUGUCUUGUUGUUAGUAUACCAGCGAUUUCUUUCUUCUUCCGGACAUUCCAAAUUGAUUUUGCAAUGGAAUGUGCAAUGCUGGAAAAUAGCUUGCUUUUCUCAUAGACAGCUCCUUGGUCUUCAUGUUGGUUUAUCCUUUAUUUGAUGACACAUCUAGUUGGAAAUAUCAAGAAAUUAAUGCUGUCUCUAUUGGCCUUGGUUUCUGUUUGUAAGACUAGGGUCUGAACAUGUUUAACAUAAUACUGUAAGGACAACGUAUUUAAAAAUGUUUUACUUGUGCUAAAUUCUGCUUAUAUUCAUGUAUGACUGUCCACUUUUCCUCCACUUUACACACAGCAAUGCACAAAACACUACAUCAAUAAUGACGUUAUUCUCAUAAAAAGCCUUUAGUACAAUUUUGCUUAGUCUUUAUAGUCAGCACUGUAUUGUCAGUCCAUGACUUUAAUUUUUCUUUUAUAUACUAUAGUAGAAUAUUAGGUUUAUGUUUAAUGAUUGUCUCAUCUGUGUUUAAAGCUGUUAGAUUCUACAGUAUGUUUAUUUAUUUCUAGGAGAGAUAGUGGAAUGUGUUAUGAAGGACUUUCUCAACAAGUACAGUA